This is a messenger RNA of Dracunculus medinensis (Guinea worm), 3207 nucleotides long. NCBI's taxonomy places the organism in Eukaryota, Metazoa, Nematoda, Chromadorea, Rhabditida, Dracunculidae. The record is from the annotation of a GenBank genome assembly.
AUGGAUAGUUUUUUUAACAGAUUGAAAUCGUUGAUAUCACCAAAAAAGCCUUUGCCUGUGGUGAGAUUGGAACCAAAUACGAAUCUCAAUGUACCACCCCUUGCUGCUUGGGUAGGUCAAGGCAAUUAUUCUCGAGGAUGGCGACGGGCUAGUAUCAAACAACGCAUCGAUUGUUUCCAUUUUAGUAUAAAAUUAGCAAACAAAUAUAUUGAUGCUGUUGGCGAUGUUGAUUUAAUUGCUGGAGCCGAUACUUUAAAGAAACUUUUAUUGUUGCCAUUUGAUUCGAAACAGUCAUUAAGCCUUGUUCUUCAUAAAAUAGGGAAAACAGUUCUUAUUGAUAAUAGCGAACAUCUCCAUGUGAGUUUGGCAAAUUUGAUAAAUUUUUUAAAUUUUAUUGCCAAAUUUGUGGGAGAAGGAUUUCCUUCGAUUGCAAAUUUUUUAAGUUCUGAGUCUUUAAAAAGCAUUGGUGCUUCUUGCGCUGAAUUACGAACAGAUGAACUAAUCGCCAGCUUAGGCGAAGAUAUGAUUGUUGAGAAUUUAUAUUCAAGAAGCAUUUCUAUCCAGUCAACGGGAAAUGAUGAUUUAACCAAUAGAGAUUAUGAGACUUCGAAUGAUUCUCUCGAUGGAAAUGGAAAUGGCCAGCUUGAACUUAAUAUUGAUGAAAAUGGCCUUUCUGAUCCGCUUGAGCAUUACAAUUUUCCAAAUUUCCAAGACGAUUGUGGGAAGGUCGAAUUUGAUGCUUUCGGUCGCAUAUGGAAUUUUUAUGAUCUCAAUAUUUUGGUUGAUGUAAAUCUUCCAAUUUUUGGAUGCAAAUCCAAUCCUUGUGUAACUCUUCAUCCAAAGUAUGUUUCUGUUUGCUUCAUUAAUGGAAUUUUGGAAGAUAUGAAGCACCGACCGAUCAAUUUCUUAACAGGUGUCGAUCUAUAUUUGGAUCAAUCCAUGUGUAAUGCACCCGAAGCUUUACUUUGUUGGCAUAGGAGUGGAUAUGUUAAGGAAUAUGAAGUGAUCCGUACUGAAGAUAUUCCUCAUUUGGAAAAUUCUAAAUUCGAUCCAUCUGUAUUAAAAAACGUUGCUGAAAACAUUGUCUCCUUUUUGCAAGAAAAUGUUGCAAAAGAAGGGCAUACUUAUUGGUUGUUACAUGACAAAGGUGAUCGAGAAAAUGAAUCUAUGUUAAGGCUUUGGGAUUUGACCCCACUUUGCGGUGAUCUUUUAGAUGAUUCAACUGCUAAUCCGUUUACUCUCAGUGUUGGCAUGCUUAUUUAUAAGGUUGCACGAAAUUUGAUGCGUCGAUCUGCCCAUAAACGACCGAAAAGGAUAGCUAAUGCUGCUUACAGAUUAUUGAAUGUUUGUUUGGGAAUUAUCGACAGAAAUAAACAUCCACAAGUUAUCGCUUGUGUUCAUUAUUUGCUAGCCAAUCUUUAUCUUUCAUAUGGUCAUGAUGCAAUAAAAAGGAGUGAUGACGAUGAAGAAGAAAUAGAAAGAAACGAGCCUAUGUGGGCUUAUGAUGAUCAGUGGCAGCAAGAAUAUGGAGAAACUUACAAUAACUAUGCUGCGAUUUCGGUCGAGUCACUGAAAAAAAAACAAAUGGAAGAUAUUAGACAAAAAAAGCCACUGAAACUGCGACCACUUCCAAAUUGUUCAUCUACGGAGGAUUGCUGCAAACAAGCACUUGAGCACUGUUACGAAGGUCUUCAGUCAAUGAUUUUGUUUCACCAACUACAGAAACAGAACAGUGAUUUGAAACAUGUUAAUGUUUCGUUAUCUUUUAUGAAAGCUGAUAAUUCAUCGAUUGAUCACGGUCGUGAAGAGGCCGAUAUUGCUUUGGCUACUGACGUUCAGUCUAUACUUUUCAUUCGUGCUGCAACUUCAUAUCGUACUCUUGCCAAUAGUUCUUUUGUCCUGGGAAGAUAUGGUAGAACUUUGCGGUUUGCUAGAGUUGGAACGCUUUGUUGCCGUAUGUGGUUUUUUCCAACAUGGCUUUUAUUAAUUUUAGUUGCUGUAUUAUCAUUGAAUUCUGGCCAAAUAACUGAAAAUGCUCGUAGAAAUAUAGCCACUGCUCGUUCACUUCUACCUGCGAUGUUAUGUCACGCAGCUGAAGCUAUUGGAAAUAUCGCUUGUUCAUCUUUAAAUUCUAAAAUUGAAGCGGAGGUACUGUUAACUUUUUUCAAAGGUCGGUGCUUUUUUAAGAAGAUUUGGAAACAUAUGAAAUUUCCUAGAAGACAUUGUGUGGAUCUGAGAAGAUGUUAUCGGGAUGCACAGCUAGAAUCGAUGGCUCGCACUUGCUUGCGAUCAGUUCUUGUAGAUAUUGAAAAUGAAUAUGGAUGGAUGCUUCUACAAACGCUUAGUGGGCAAUCACAUGAACAAAUUGAAAUCGCACAACGUGCAGCAAACGUUGCAAUAACUCUUGUGAAAAAGAUUGCGCCAUUGUCUUUAUUUCCUCCCACUGCUUCAGCAAUCAUUUUUGAAAAUGAAUUAUUGCGAAGGAUUGGAAAUUUGAAAAAUUGCCUAGGUAUUCAGUAUACCGAGCGAUUGAAGACUUUCGUAAAUAGAACUACAAAACUUUCUGUAUCACACGAAAAAGAAACUUUAUCGCAGAUAUUUGCUGUUGAUUUGGAUCUUUUUGGUCUUGAUAAUUCAAUGCCGCCAGAAGUGCUUAUAUCGCAAGUUGUAAAUUCCGGCAAACAAUUAUUGGAAGAGGGCGUUGGUUAUUUUCGUUUAUCUGGAGAUCAAAUCAAUGAAUCCCUUUUGUUAUCAAAUAUCGGACAGCUUCAUCUUCUUCAAUUUCAUGCAAUUGUUAAUUCAACUCAUUUCAGUCAGGAAUAUAAUUCCGAUUUGGAGAAGCAAGCAGCCAUAUUGGCGAUCGAAUAUUAUCAAUCAGCUUUGACGUGCGCUUCUAAUCUGAAACAAAUAGCAUUUCCAAUUUUCGAGAGUAUUUCGAAAGAUCUCGCUUCACUUUAUUUUUCCUAUGCAUCUCGAUUACAGGAUGUUCAGGCAAAAAAUAAAUCAGAUGUUGCUAUGGAAGUACGGGAGUAUUUGACUCGUGCAUUGUAUGCUUAUACUCUUGUUCGUGAUUCACCAAAGUCAUCGGCAAAAGCGCGCAAUAAUGCCUCCAGAUAUAUCAUUGAAAUCAAUUAUCGUCUUGGUUCUCUACUGCAUCAUUCUUCGGUGUGCUUUGUUUAUAUUUUAGAAAAAUUUCAACUUUUUUAA